Vespa velutina is the source of this 2078-nucleotide messenger RNA. RefSeq names its product nuclear receptor subfamily 2 group E member 1 (gene Hr83). Bases 588 to 1469 code for a protein of 293 amino acids. The record is from RefSeq and is a predicted model, not a curated record. The transcript is spliced from 5 exons. Gene Ontology annotation, biological process: anatomical structure development; cell differentiation; regulation of transcription by RNA polymerase II. Gene Ontology annotation, molecular function: zinc ion binding; RNA polymerase II cis-regulatory region sequence-specific DNA binding; nuclear receptor activity. NCBI's taxonomy places the organism in Eukaryota, Metazoa, Arthropoda, Insecta, Hymenoptera, Vespidae.
CAUUUUAUUUGAUUUCAUUUUAUUUUUAUUUUCAUUUUCAUUUUCAUUUUAUUCUGCGAUAGUGAAACAAUAAAGAGAGAAUACUUCUGGCGUCAUUCAAGAAGACGAGUGUUAUUUUUACCGUCGUCGUAGGAAAGAAGGACACGCUAGUGAUUUUUUACACCUGGUUGGUAUGAUAAACAAAAAGAAAAAGAAAAGAGAAAGAGAGAGAGAAAGAAAAGGUAAAAAAAAGAGAAAGAAAGAAAGAAAGAUUUCAAGGCAGAACGAUCGUGUCAUUCGGCAGCAAGAUCAAAUAUUGUCGCACGGCGUUCUGACGUUCGAACGACGUGUCGAGCAAACAUCCCCUUUUCCACGUGCCCACCCUCUAGUUUCCUUUUCAUCCCCUACUUCUAUAUCAACCAUAGAACAACUUAGUCGUUCUGGUACGUCGGCCGAUCAGAGUUCACCUCGGUCACUCGAACUGGUUAGACAUGUCCUUCGAUAUUCUAAUCAUUUCAUCAUCAAAUUGAUCUUCAAUCCUUAUAUUAUUUCACUUAAUACGGGCGGUUGGUGAAGUUUUUUCUAUUUAGAUCUCAACGUUUUAAAAGAUGGGAAGAACAUUGCCCACGCCUGUCGCUUGCAAAGUUUGCGGUGAUCGUUCUUAUGGGAAACAUUAUGGCGUUUAUUGCUGCGAUGGUUGUUCAUGUUUCUUCAAAAGAUCCGUACGUCGUGGCACACUCUUCACUUGUAUAGCAAGUACAGGAACUUGUGCCGUUGAUAAAACGCGAAGAAAUUGGUGUCCACAUUGUCGAUUGAAGAAAUGCUUUUCCGUCGGCAUGAACACAGCAGCUGUUCAAGAAGAAAGAGGACCACGUAUACGAAACCGAACUAUUUCAUCGUCGAAUAACAAUAAUUCAGACAUUAUUUGGAAAUCAAGAAACAAUCCAAGCGACUCUUGUAAAAGAUAUCUAAAUACAUUCGAAAUUCCUUUAAUAUUUAAAACAAAUACGAUGAGUACAUCCAUAAAAUCGUUUUACGAGCCACGAACAGACAACGAUGCUUUACUUCCUGCGAUCCUACGACAUGUACAACCUCCGAGAUUCAUUGCACCUGGUGAUGCCAUUAGAUAUGAAAUUUCGGCACAAAUAUUUCUCGCUACGAUACGUGGGGCUCGACGACAUCGUGAUUUUUCAAUUCUCGACAUCGAAGAACAAAAUGUGAUUCUACGGAAAGUAUGGUCAGCGGUAUUCGUUUUACGUGCUGCUACUUGGCCUUUCGAUUUAACGAAUCUCGGUAUUACAAAUACAACAGGAAACGAAAGUGCUUUCGUUUCUUUACAAGCAGCACGUACUACGAUCUCCAAUUUGCGUCUUGAUGACACUGAAUUGUCCAUUUUGGAAACCUUCGCUUUAUGUCGACCUGGUAAACGUAUAAGAGUUUUUUUUUUUGUAUAUUUUGUUUCUUUUUCUUUGUCGCAAUUACGAACGUGAAAGUGAUUAAAAUUAUAUAUUUUUUCGUUCUGAAUUAAUUAUAUAAUUAAAUUUUUUGUUUUUACAAAAUCCUCGCCAUGAUUUUUUAUUAUUUUAUCAUUCAAUGAAAGAAAUUGAAUGUAAAACUAACUGGUAUUACGCUAUUUAAAAAUAUCAAAACAACUUCGAUUUUUAGCGAAGAAGUAAUUAAAAAUUUUUACUAAUACAAUUUGUUACUGAUAAAGUAUUAAUAAUUAUUAUUUUAAAAAAAUUGUCUUUUUCUUUUUUAAUGUAGAAAUCGCUCGUACUACAGAUGGCAUUCGAUUGAUAAUGAAAGCAAGAGAAUCAGCUGUGGAAACUUUCAUCGGCCAUCUUCGAAAACAAGGUGAUCGUGGUCAUAGAUUAACGCAAAUUAUGUUUUUAUUACCUAUCCUUACUGGAUGCUGUCCCGGAGAAUUAUCUAAUGAUCUUUUUGCGCCUAUAAUUGGUAAUAUCGAUCUCGAAAGAGUAAUAGCAUCGAUACGAUAAUCGAUAGAUUGACUCGAUAAAUCAAUUCUAAUUGAAUACAAACGUAGAAAAUAAACAUAUAACUUGAUCGAUGUUUUGUUCUAGUUAUUAAUCUAAUUUAUU